AUGGAAAAAACAAAAGAUAUUAAUGCCACACCACUUUCACGGAAGAAAGCAGCCCAAGAAAGGAAAAAAGAAGAGAAAAGAGAGCUAGACAGGGCAUACUACCUGCAGAACCGUGAAAAGAAAAUUGCUCAAUUUGUGGAACGUAGGCGAGCGAAAGGAGAGUUGUCAAAAAGGCCAGCGCGAACAAGGACCGAAACAAAGAAAACAGAGCGGAAAGAAAAGGUAAAGAAACAGCGAGAACUUUCCCGAGAAAAGCUUGAACAGAAAAGAAAGAAAAUACGGCAACAAACCAGGGAAAGGGUCCGUAAAUAUCGCGAAAGAAAAUUACAGAACGGAGAAGAGCAAACAACGGAAGAGACAUCGGCUUCAGGCGUGGGCGACGGAUUCCAAAACCGGACGUCAAAGAAACGUGCAACUGAUAAGGUUAAGGAAACGCUUCCAUCAACCCCUAAGAAAAAAGCUGAAGUAAUUGAAACACUAGCUAGCAGCCCAAGGACAAGAAACGUGCUGACGAAACGUGGUUUAAUAAGAUACCCGGAGGAGCAGAAAGAAAUUUCCACCCUAAGAGCUCUGGCAUCCGACAUCUCAGAGGGGUUAAACGUGGUGAAGCACUCGGGAUCUACUGAAAAAAGAGCAGCUUUUAGAGCUUUUACUUCCCUAGCGUUUGGAGAAAACAUAAAAAAGACAAGGUCGCGGAAAUCUUUAGGAAAAUUAGUCAACACCAAUGAAAAAAGCAUAAGUAAGGCGAUAAAGACCCGCGAAAGCAUUCUGAAAGGAGAUUUAGCAAGUUGGCUGUACACUAAAAGAAAAUUGCGCCAAGAUGCCAUUGCAGAAGAAGACAGCAAAAAAAUCUUCAACUUCUGGGCAAAUAACGCUAGCAGGCCGACAGGAGACAAAAAAGAUGUUGUGAAAAAACGCACUGGCAAGCAGCAGUAUGUACAUCACGCAAAGCACGUGUUAGAAAAAACGCAGACUGAAGCAUUUCUUGAAUUUCAGCACUUACACCCAGAAGUGAAAGUGAAGCAGAGGAAGUUUGAAAGCCUUAAACCGUUUUUGUGAAACAAGCUACUGAGAGAGAUAGGAGAUCAUGCCUCUGCCGAAAACAUGUUGAAACGAAAAUUAUAUUUGAUGCCUGCAUGAAGUUUCGCAAAGGAACUGGCAAAGAAACAGACAACGAUGGCGAGUACCCUGUCCUGAAGACCCUGACAGAACUGGUUGAAAAGACCCUGUGUCCCAAAGAAGAAGGCAAAAUGUUUCACAACAUUAAAUGCCUAGAGAGAGAGUGCGAGUCCUGUGGAGUUGAAACGUUGCAACUGUUGCCGGAGGAAACAUCUUCUGAAGGUUCUCUGCGCUGGUCCCGCUAUGACUACGUCUCAACUGGAAAGUUUCUAGCAAAUGGUCAAGAAAAGAAGAAGAUAGCCCUUGUCCAAAAGGAGACCUCACCAUCUGAACUCUUUAAGUAUUUUAAAGAGCUCCUUGGCUCCUACCCAUACCAUUCAUUUAUGGCAAGAUGGCAACGUGAUCAGCUGGACAACCUGCUAGAAAACCUUCCACUUGGGCAUGUAGUCUGUGUGCAUGAUUACUCUGAAGGAUAUGCAUGCAGGCAACAAGAUGAAACCCAGUCAGAGUAUUUUGACGUUGCCAAGGUUUCUCUUCAUGUUACGAUCCUUCACCGACAUGCUACAGAAGCUAAAGAUGGAGUGACAAGUACAGAAGAGGAACCGCACCUGAUUAAAGAACAUCUUUUUGUAAUCUCUGACGACCCAGUUCAAGAUCAGGACAGUGUCCACAAGGUGCAAAACCUUAUCCACAGCUACCUUGCUAAUGAUGUUGGUUGCAACAUCAUCAAGAUGCACGAGUUUACUGAUGGUUGUGCGGCCCAGUACAAAUCCCGACACUGUAUUGGCGACCUAUCUUGCUCCCUCGCUGACUUUGGCUUUCACGUUGUCCGCAAUUAUUUUGAAACCUCCCAUGCUAAAGGAGAGCAAGAUGCUGCAGGUUCACAUGUUAAGCAGAAAGUUAGUCAAGCAGUCCUGCGCAGAACAACUACUAUCAAGUCUGCAAAAAGCAUGCAUGAGUACUUGGAGCAGAAUUUCACCCAGCGUGCUGCCUCAAGCUUUAAUGCAAGAGCCAAUGCCGUUCAGCUGAAGCGUCGUGUCUUCUUCUAUGUUCCUGCUGAAGGUGAAGGUGCAGUUGACAGAAACAGGCAAGGAAGAAAGUUUAAGGAAGCUAGAGGGAUAAGGAAAUGGCAUUGUGUGAAGUCUUUACCCCAGCAAGAAAAGGUUUUGGUGAGGUACAGGUCCUGCUACUGUGACAACUGUAUUGUUGAGGAUGAGGAGAACUGUGCUAACAAGGCUUGGCUGGAUGACUGGAAAGAGGUCUCAAUCUGCAGAGAUGGUUCAGUGGCAGCUACAAGGCAAGCAACAGAAACUAGCAUCCUUGACCAUGACACUGCAGGCCACAUAGCAGACCUUGCUGUGAAGGGGAGCACUGUAGCAAUUGCUGCUGAUGAUGACCCGAUGUACGAUUUCUUUCUCCUGAAGGUCACAUGUGAAGGGGUUAAAGAGCUUGACAGUGACUAUACUGAUGACUACAACUUUACAGCUUUGAAGGGUAGGCAAGUUUUAAAAGGAAACUUUUACCUCAGGGACAACAUACACGACAUGACAUUCACCCUAGAUGAGAAACGUACCGCUGUUGUGUAUGCUGCCACUGUACGCCACAUUUGCAGAGAACUGCCAGGAAAGAAAAAGGGCAGAAAAACAAUAUACAAACUUCCUUUGAAGGAAAAUGAAGAGAUAAUUGCCUCUCUUUGA
Porites lobata is the source of this 2816-nucleotide messenger RNA. The record is from the annotation of a GenBank genome assembly. Lineage: Eukaryota; Metazoa; Cnidaria; Anthozoa; Scleractinia; Poritidae.